Ruditapes philippinarum (Manila clam) is the source of this 2620-nucleotide messenger RNA. Its product is annotated as hemicentin-1-like. Lineage: Eukaryota; Metazoa; Mollusca; Bivalvia; Venerida; Veneridae. The coding region runs from base 89 to 2620 and encodes 843 amino acids. The record is from RefSeq and is a predicted model, not a curated record. The transcript has 12 exons. Gene Ontology annotation, molecular function: protein binding.
CGGUUAACAAGUAGAUAUAUACAUAAAUAUUCAACUAGGAAGUUUUUUAAAUUUAAAGUAUCGCUUAUUACGUAGUUUUUAAAUAAUCAUGAUAUUCUUUUUACUAAUCAUUGGAAUAUGUUUUCCAGUAUUAGAAGGUACAGCCACUAUCCAAGUACCAAGUGCUGGUAAUUGUGGUGAUCAUACAAGUCUAACAUGUCAGGUUACUGGUAACAUUAAAAAUACAGGCUGGACUGGCUUAAACAGAUCAUUAGUAAUCAAUGGAGUUGCCGUAAGACCAGAAGACAACAACAAAUAUACAGAAACCAGGGGAACGUCAUCAUUCACAUUGAAAAUACACAACACCGACAUUACUGACGAAGGAGAUUAUAGAUGUAGGAUUGGUUUUGAAGAGAGUCAGUUUAAACGUCUAUAUAUAGAAUGUAAAGCAUCAUCAGCUACACACAGCAUAACAAGUGGAAAGAAAGUACAGAUAACUGUAGAUAAACUAUAUCCUGCCUCACCAACACUUACUGCUACAUUUAAGAGACAGACUAGCGCCAUCCAGAUACUAGGAUCUUCAGCAUGUUCAAGCAGUACACAGUAUACAGGCUACUCUAGAUGUGUGUGGACUUCUAGUAACUCUUUAGAUGAUGGAGUGUAUACAUACAGCAUUGUUGUUAACACCAUCACACAAGCUACUCCACUAACAGGAUCAUUUGAAAUAUCGUCACCUGAAACACCCUUAAUAUCAAAUGUCAUACAGUUGAAUGCUAGCCGUGAAGUUGUUUACGGAAAUGAAGGACAAUCUCUGACAAUACAAUGUACUUCGACUGGAGGAUAUCCAUCACCAACGGUAAUCUGGUAUAAGAACAGUAUAUCUAGCUCUAACCAGUUGUCCAAUACAAGUUCAGGGACGUUAGAAAGUGACGGAACAUACACUGUCAACCUACAACAUACAUUGACAUCUGUUACAUCAGAUGAUAGGAAAUAUUUGAUAUGUAGAUCGUACUAUCCUCAAGCUGAUAGUGCUCAAGUAGGAUCAAACAGCAAAUCUGUGCUACUUUACUUGGCAUUGAAGCCUAGCCAGCCAACAGUUACACAGACAUCUGUUGUAUCGGCUGGUAGUAAUGUAACGGUAAGAUGUAUAACAAGCGGGUGUAGACCAGCAGCCAGUAUAUCCUGGUUAUAUCAAGGUGUGUCGUAUAAUGGCAGUACAACAUCAACACUUGAUGCUGCAACAGAAACAUUUACAGUCGUUUCUAUAUAUACCAGACAGGUAACAGCUGCGGAAAAUGGACAAAGUAUACAGUGUAUAGUCACUCAUCCUGUAUUAGUGAAUCCAGCACAACUGACUAAAUCAACAAAUUUAAAUGUUCAAUUUCCCCCGAUUGUUUCAGUUAUUGCAACAAACACUACGGUUAAAGAAUCAACUAGCGUAUUAAUGUGUAUUGCAAAAGGUGUUCCCGACAAUAAUUAUAGAUACGGGAAAUGGAUUCAAAGAUGGCCAGGAUAUGGAGUGCCUGUUUCGGUGAGGCCCGGAAGUGAGUCGCUCGAACUGACAAAUUUAGCAUACGAGCACUCCGGGUUUUAUACGUGCACUGCCAGUAAUGGUAUAAAGGUCUUUGGUACAAACACAGAAUUUAUAGAAGGAGCAGAAGUACAUUUACUUGUGAAAUCGUUUCCAGUUAUAAUCAAUAUGGAUGACAAAUUUGCAAGCAGGAUAAAUAAAAAUGUAACGGUCAAGGUGGACUAUUUCUCGAACGUACCUGGAACAGAAGUGAAACUUUAUAAAAAUGUUAAUGGUGCGGGAAAAACAGACGUUACCUUAUUUGUGGAUAAGAAUCCUGUUGAAGUUGAGUUACCCGUAUUUUCACACUUUGUCAAAAUCAACGGUACAAGGUCUAUCGUAACAUUUCCAAUAAAAUCAGAAGUGGAUUAUGGGUCAUAUAUUGUUGUUGUCUCAAAUGAAAUAGGUUCUAGUAAUAGGUCAUUUGAAGUUGUGCUUACAGAGCAACCAGGUUCACCGAGAGGUUUUACAAUAGACUAUAUUCAGCAUAACAAGGCGCGUUUGUCGUGGAUGCGUGGAUAUAAUGGAGGCUUGAAACAAACUUUCGUUAUACAAGUAGGCACAGAUGAAAAGACAUGGAGUGAUGUGAAAGUAUUUGACAGAAUUACUAAAGACGAAAAGCCCAUAACCACAGUCUUGUCAGAUCUGCUUGAUUCAACAACAUACUUUGUUCGAGCAUACGCAUAUAAUGAGGAAGGAAAUAGUCCUUUGUCAGAAACUCUUAAUUUUACCACAUCUUCAAUCAAAGUGAAGGUUACUAAUGAGGCAAAUAACACGUCUACGAUUAUCAUGGGAGUAGUUCUCGGCAUUGUUAUAGUUGCGUUUGUAAUAUCAAUGUACGUGAUAGUACAGCUCAAGAGGAAACUUGAACAUAAUCCAAACAAAGAUAUCUCCAAAGACACAAACAGCAGAAAGUAUGCCAAUGUGGAUGAUUCGAUCAAACUGAAAACAGAAAAUGUAAAUGAGAAAGGCACAUUUAACGAUGUUCAAACCUCAGAAAGUCAAUAUACAGAGCUUGAUAAAAAUCUGAAGGAAUCAGAAUCUGCAUACGAUGCUAUUUCAACUAUGUGA